Molecule: messenger RNA, 1188 nt
Organism: Diaporthe amygdali
Lineage: Eukaryota; Fungi; Ascomycota; Sordariomycetes; Diaporthales; Diaporthaceae
Product: glycosyl hydrolase
Exons: 1
Coding region: 1-1188 (395 amino acids)
Source: RefSeq, a predicted model, not a curated record
AUGUCGACCAUUACCAAUACCGUCACCUCGACGGAUACACACACCAAGAGCCGUGCGCUGACUCGGGUUGACGACCUACCAGCCUCAACGGUCCAAUGCCACGCGUCCAACCUUCUCGAACUUCCAGACGGAACACUCCUCUGCGUCUGGUUUGGUGGAACGCAAGAGGGUACACAUGACAUCUCGAUCUAUCUCUCUCGGCUCGAGCCCGGCUCUACUGCAUCCUGGUCAGCACCAGUGCGGGUAUCUGCAGACAAGGAGCGCAGCGAGCAGAACCCUGUCUUGUUCCGAGACCCUGCUACCGGCACCAUCUGGCUCUUCCACACCGCGCAACCCCUUGGCAACCAGGACGAGGCGGUGGUGAUCGCUCGUACGUCCAGCGACGACGCACGCACGUGGUCUGCACCCUUUGAGCCGUUCCCGGGCAGGAAAGGCGUCUUCGUUCGACAGCCUCUGGUAGUACUCCCAGGAGGAACGUGGGUGCUACCUAUUUGGUAUUGCCGUACACCGCCUGGCUUCAGGUGGGUCGGUAAUGACGACGUGUCUGCGAUAUUGUACACGCACGAUGGGGGUCGAACUUGGCUCGAAAAGGAGGUCCCUGACUCUGUGGGACGCGUGCACAUGAAUAUCAUACGGAUACCGAGUACAGGGUCCUAUGUGGCAUUCUUCAGGAGUCGGUGGGCUGAUGAAGUUUAUCGGUCCGUUUCAGAAGACGGGCUUGAAUGGAGUGCCCUUGAGAAGACUCCACUGCCAAAUCCAAACUCAGGAAUUGGUGCGGCGGCUUUGCCCAGUGGUGACAUCGUGAUGAUAUUCAACGACUCGAAAGCCAAUCCAGAGAUGCAAAGAAGGGAGGGGCUCUACGACGACAUUACACCUGCAGAAGAUACAAGGAGCAAUCAACCGGGCAUGGGGAGCAAAGUGGCCAUAUGGGGCACGCCGCGAAAGUUACUGUCGGUUGCGUUGUCUAAGGAUCAUGGUAAAACUUGGAAAUGGAGAGUUUUGGAGGACGGCGAUGGUUUCUGCAUGACAAACAACUCCAAGGAGCGCACGAACAGGGAAUUAAGUUAUCCCAGUAUUUUAGUGGAUGGGAAGGGACAGAAUGGGGUGCAUGUGGCUUACACCUACCAUCGGAGGAACAUCAAGUAUGUUUACAUUCGAGAUGCUGAGGAAUUUGUUAGUAAUGCGUAG